GUUAAUAAAGUUGUUAUUGACGGCAUCGGAAGUAAACGGUCGGUUGCCCGGUUGCUCAGUUACUAAGCUGCGGCCGAGGAGCAACAGGACUGUCAACAAGUUGUCCUCAGCGGCCGAGUCGGUUUGUCUGCGGACGGUUUGACGUUUUAACGUGGACCUCUCGGUGCAGAUGGUCCACUGCGGCGGACAAACCGAGGUGGAGGUGUGUCUGUCCUCAGCGAUCCUGACUGAAUUCAUGAAUUAACCUCAGCAGGGUCCAGUACUUCAAACAAAGCAGCCAGUCUCCCAGUGUGACCAGUAUGGCUGCGGCCAACACCACCAAGAUCUCAUGGCGACUGCAGGAGUUCGAGGCUCACUCCAGCAGCGUUUCCUGUUUGGCUCUGGGGAAAAGCUCCGGCCGCCUGCUGGCCACAGGAGGGGAGGACUGCAGGGUGAACAUCUGGGCCGUGAGCAAGGCCAACUGCAUCAUGAGUCUGACCGGUCACAAGAACCCGGUGGAGUGUGUCCAGUUCAACAUGUCAGAGGAGCAGGUCGUCGCUGGUUCACAGUCUGGAUCAAUACGAGUCUGGGACCUGGAGGCAGCCAAGAGUGAGACCCAGUUUAUUCUGUGUGUGCGUGCGUGCGUGUGUGCGUGUGUGCAUGUGUGUGUUUGUGACUCUGCUGCUUCCUCUUCUCCAGUUUUAAGGACUCUGAUGGGACACAAAGCAAACAUCACCAGUCUGGGCUUCCAUCCAUUUGGAGACUUCCUCGCCUCCAGCUCCAUGGACACAAACAUCAAGCUGUGGGACGUUCGGCGGAAAGGAUAUGUGUUCAGGUAUAAGGGUCACACUCAGGCGGUGAGGAGUCUCGCCUUCAGUCCUGAUGGGAAGUGGUUGGCUUCAGCCAGUGACGAUUGCACCGUAAAGCUGUGGGACCUGACACAGGGAAAGACAAUCACAGAGUUCAAAUCUCACACUGCAGCCAUCAACAUCGUCCAGUUCCACCCCAACGAGUACCUGCUGGCCUCAGGCAGCUGUGACAGGACCAUCAAACUGUGGGAUCUGGAGAAAUUUACUAUGAUUGGCUCAUUGGAGGGAGACACGUCUCCCAUCAGGUGUAUAUUUUUCAGUCCGGAUGGUGGCUGUCUGUACAGCGGGGCCACGGACUCUCUGCGGGUCUUUGGCUGGGAGCCCGACCGCUGCUUCGACGUGGUCCCGGUGGGCUGGGGGAAAGUCUCAGACCUGGCCGUCUGCAACCAGCAGCUCAUCGGUGUGUCUCAUCAGCUGUCCAGUGUGUCCUCCUACGUUGUCGAUCUGAAAAGAGUGAAGAAGAGCGGCGGCUCUGUGAUCCAGGGAAUCAUCCAGGACAACCAGCCGCUCACAGAGCCGAAGGAUCCCAAAGGAUCCGCGCUGAGGAGGAACUACGAGAGACCCACAACCACCUGCAGCUCACAGAGAGUGAAACAGAGGUCAGAUGCUGAUAGGCGGAGCCCUGAAGGUGAGAGGCGGAGCCCCAGUGAGGAUGAGGCAGAUGAGAAAGCGUCAUCAGCUGAGAUCCACAACGCUGAGGACUACAAGGAGAUCUUCCAGCCCAAGAACGCCAUCUCUCGGACCCCUCCCAAGAUAUCGGAGCCUUUCCCUGCUCCUCCAGAGGACGAGACCAUCUUAGCAAUCGGCCGUCAGCUGAAGGACAUGAUUUCCCCGUUUCCGGACAAGCAGCAGGCUCCUCCGCUGGCCUCCUCCACUCCUGUCCAGAGGGUGGAGCCUACAGUGGUCUCCUGUGCGAAGCGUCCGGCCUCCUCGGAGGUGGGCCCGUCGUCCUCCAACCCCACCUCCUGCCCCCCUCAGCCUCCCAUCACCACGGCCAAGUCUAAACCACAACCUAAAAUCAUCCUGAGCACCAGGAACGAGCCCAUCGGGCUGAACGUGGCCGACUUCCUGCCUUCUUCUCCCAACCACAGACCCGGAGCUCUGAGCGAUGACGAGGCUCUGUCUCAGAUCAAGAAGGGUCACGACACCAUGUGUGUGAUGCUGAGCAGCCGACACAAGAACCUGGAGACGGUCCGAGCCGUGUGGGCCAGAGAGGACAUCAAGAGUGCUUUGGACGCUGCUGUCUCCAUGAAUGACCUGUCUAUAGUUGUGGACAUCCUCAACAUCAUCAACCUCCAACCGUCUUUGUGGAAACUGGAUCUUUGCACGACGAUUCUCCCUCAGAUUGACAAACUGCUGCAGAGUAAAUACGAGAGCUACAUGCAGACUGGCUGUACGUCUCUGAAGCUCAUCAUGAAACAUUUCUGGAUGCUGAUCUCAGACACGCUGAAGGCGGCGCCGUCCGUUGGAGUCGACAUCACACGAGAGGAGCGACACCAGAAGUGCAGAACGUGCUGUAAGCAGCUGAAGAACCUGAGUAACAUGGUGAAGAACAAGGCGGCGCAGGUCGGUCGACACGGCAGCGCCUUCAGAGAGCUGCAGCUGCUCAUGGCUCCGCUCGACGACGCGCUCUGAGAGGGACCAGCUGAAGAUCAGCUGAUCUGAGGAGGAUCAGCGAGUCCAUGUGUUCACAUGACUUUAAAUCCUGCACAGGCUCCGGUCACACUGUGACGGUGUGGGAAGAAGCAGCGUGUUAAUACAAGUGUAAUUUAAAGAUUCUAGUCUUCCUCAAACUGACACUUAAAGGAAAUCGCUUUGUCUCAGAAUCGGAGACGCGGGACUGAGUUGGACAAUCAACAGCAGUGAGACGAGGCCGCAGGUCCAGCUGCGCUCUGCUGUGGCGUUCGUCCAUUUACGUCUUUAAACUGGACUCUGUGCCGAGGACACGUGGCUCAGAGCAGCUGGGACAUGACAGAAAAGACGAGUUGUAGAAAAUGACAAAAUGAAAAGUGAUCAGACUUUGAGAAAAGAAAAUGUGCUUAGGUGAAAGCCGCUCUGCAUUGUGGGAAAUGUUUGACACCACUCAUUUCCAAUCACGUGUGUUCAGCAGGAGUUAGGAUGUGCUUAGCUUAGCUUAGCAUAUCAACAGGAAACCGUUAGCCUGCAUGGAGCCAGGCUAACGGUUUCCUGUUGAUAUGCUAUAACAAUUGAUAUGUUUCAGGCCACCUUUAGCUGUUUCCGGUCUUUAAGCUGAGCGAAUCAGCUGUAGCUUCAUAUUAGCGUGCAGACGUGAGCAUGGUAUCAGCUUCUCCGUUCCUAUUAAUGUGGCCAUGAGCGUUUGCUCUCGUCAAAGCUGCAGAGCUUCAGGAACACGUGGCGAGAGGAGACAGCCUUGUUCUGUACCUGUGCCCACCUGAAUCAGGAUGUUUCUAAUCGUUCAUAAUGAACAAAGGUUUCAGAGAACUGAGGUCAGGUGAUCAGAAACACCUGAGGGGAGGGAAGCAACAAAAUCUUAGUCCUUCAUACAGACUCCGAUGAAGUUACUCUCUUUUUCUACUUUCUCUGCUUUUCAGUCUCAGAUCCACUGUUAUAAAUGUACAGUUCCUACUGGUUAUUUAAAUAAAGUUGUACAUGUUUGAA
This is a messenger RNA of Toxotes jaculatrix (banded archerfish), 3488 nucleotides long. RefSeq names its product katanin p80 (WD repeat containing) subunit B 1 (gene katnb1). The coding region runs from base 300 to 2483 and encodes 727 amino acids. The record is from RefSeq and is a predicted model, not a curated record. Gene Ontology annotation, biological process: microtubule severing; microtubule depolymerization. Lineage: Eukaryota; Metazoa; Chordata; Actinopteri; Toxotidae. Gene Ontology annotation, cellular component: katanin complex. Gene Ontology annotation, molecular function: microtubule binding. The transcript is spliced from 19 exons.